This is a messenger RNA of Iphiclides podalirius (scarce swallowtail), 345 nucleotides long. The record is from the annotation of a GenBank genome assembly. NCBI's taxonomy places the organism in Eukaryota, Metazoa, Arthropoda, Insecta, Lepidoptera, Papilionidae.
AUGAGGCCGUGGUCCCGGCGACGGCGCGCGAACGUUCGCGGCGUGGUCCGGUCACUGCGCGGCGGGCCGCCAUUCAAAGAUGGCCGACGCGCGCGCGUCUCGUCCGUUUCCCGCGCUUUCUCGUUCUGCGCGUCCCCCGCGCCGUCCUUUCGGGACGUGAAUUUAGAGUUGCCGCGCCUCGUGUAUUUGCUGGUGGUGGUCUCGGCGGCGUCUAUUGCCGCCGUGUUGCCGUCGGUGGUCACCGUCGGUGUCGUGGGCUUGGUGCGACGCACGAAGUUCGCCCUCGUGACCUGCAGGACGAACGAAGCGACCGAUAUCGAGAGUUCGACGCAGACUUGGAAGAAA